Messenger RNA from Rotaria sordida, 920 nucleotides. NCBI's taxonomy places the organism in Eukaryota, Metazoa, Rotifera, Eurotatoria, Philodinida, Philodinidae. The record is from the annotation of a GenBank genome assembly.
UCAAAUGGGGUUUACUUACUUUACAAUCAUCUGGUCGUUUUGUCAUUGAUCGACAAGCUUUGAUCCCUUUUCUGGAUGAAAUGAAAGUACGACUAACAAAAGCAUCAACAAUUUUCGAAUGGAUCGAAAUCUAUAAUCAAUAUAUCGCCUUUUUUAUGCGCAAUUUUGGUAAAUGUGCUAAUAUCUUGGGCACAUAUCAUGUUGAACAGAUGAUUGAAACUUUUCAAUUUCUUCAUGGUUAUGUCUUUGCUGAAACGAAAGGAAACGCUUUAACCGUUCUGACUAGUCGUAUUCUUCAGCAAUUUCCGGCUUAUUUAACCGAAGAGAUUUGUGAAGCUUGGUGUUAUUGGCCAUUAACACAGGGUGGGUUAGGUUUUAAAAAUAUCUAUCUGACUUUAAAUGGUUAUCAACAAUGGUUAUUAACGGAAAAGAUCACCACUUUCAAUCAUCUUCCAGCUAGAGACGUUGAAGACUAUGCUCAUAUAGUAGAGAAAUACAAUCAAACGAAGAAAGGUGACCGACGUAAAUACUUAAAAGAAUAUCUACAUGACGAUGGGACAUUGAUCAGUUUCGAUGAAUAUAUAAAAGAUCGUGAAACUAUUUUUUCACAUUGGACUGAUGUUUACAAGAACAUGUUAACAAUCACUCCAACAUCGUUACCGCAGAUGACAAAUCAUCUUAAAGAUCGAAUAGAUAUUGUCCAAAAUGAAGAGACAGACAUGUCAUUUCAUCAACAUCGAAGACAGAAGAGUGACUCGAAUAGUUACAUUGAAUGGUUGAUUUGUUAUUAUGGUGAACAAAUUGAAUCAACUUUUAAUAAAUUGAAUUUUAUUGAUAGCGACAAUCUACCAACUGGAUUAAUUAUGCUUAUGAAAACAUCGAAAAUUGAUUGGAAUAAAGAAAAGAAAGACGAUCAUUGA